AGACCCGGGCCGGGGCCGGGCCGGAGCGCCAUGGCCGAGUCCCAGCUCGGCUGCCUGGACGAGGCGCACGUGAACGAGAGGGUGACCGCGUCGCAGGCAGCCUUCUACUACUGCGAGCGGCGGCGGGCCGCGCUCGAGGCGCUGCUGGGCGGCGGCGAGCAGGCCUACCGCGAACGGGUCAAGGAGGAGCAGCUGCGGGACUUCCUCUCCAGCCAGGAGCGUCAGGCCCUCGGCGCCGCCUGGAGCCCCUACGAAGACGUCGCCGCCGCCGCCGCCGCUGCCGCUGCCGCCCGGGGCAAGAGCAAGGCCGAGGCCGAGACCCCGACGCAGGCCGCGGCCGAGUCCGGCGAGUCCCUGGCCUACUGGCCCGACCGCUCCGACACCGAGGAGCCCCGGCUGGAGCUGGGCUGGACCGAAGCGUGCUUCUACCGCGGCGUGAGCCGCGUCAGCCUCUUCACUCACCCCCCUAGGAAGGAGAAGGCGCCCCACCUGAAGCAGGUGGUCCGGCAGAUGAUCCAACAGGCCCAGAAGGUCAUUGCUGUGGUCAUGGACCUCUUCACUGAUGGUGAGAUCUUCCAAGACAUUGUGGAUGCUGCCUCCAAGCGCCGAGUCCCAGUGUACAUCAUCCUGGACGAGGCAGGCGUGAAGUAUUUCCUGGAGAUGUGUCAGGGCCUGGAGCUCGCUGACUUCCGUAUUCGGAACAUCCGUGUCCGCUCUGUGACAGGUGUUGGCUUUUACAUGCCCAUGGGGAAGAUCAAGGGGACCCUGUCAUCCAAGUUCCUAAUGGUAGAUGGUGAAAAAGUAGCCACUGGAUCCUACAGAUUCACCUGGAGUUCCUCCCAUGUGGACAGGAACCUUCUCCUCCUCCUGACGGGGCAGAACGUGGAGCCCUUCGACGUGGAGUUCCGGGAGCUGUACGCCAUCUCCAAGGAGGUGGACUUGUACCAGCAGCUGGGCCUGGCAGGAGGCGCUGGCAGGCUGGGCCUCAACUACUCCUCCACUGUGGCUCGCAAGCUUAUCAACCCCAAGUACACCCUGGUGGCAGGCAGCCGCCACCCACCUGGGGAGAUGAUGCGCUGGGCUGCCCGGCAGCAGCGGGAGGCCGGCAGCAAUGCAGAGGGGCAGGAGGAGGGCAGCAAGGGCGGCGAGUCAGCACGGCGCCUGGAGAGUUUCCUGCACGACCUGGUCACGCUGGAGCAGGUGCUGCCCCCCGUGGAGCCCGUUCUCUCGGGAGAGCUGAGUCAGGAUGGCAGGGUGGUCUCCCACCUGUGUGUGAACCUGAAGCCCAGACCCCGGGAGGCCCUUGCCCGAAACAGCAGGGGAGAAGCUGCCAAUGGGGAGGCCACCGCAGCCAAGGAGGGCAGGCGCUUCAGCAGCAGGUUCUUCAGCCGGCGGUCCAAGAGGCCCGCAGCGCCCAAUAGCACGGCCGGCGCCCUCUCCCCCGAGGCCUUGGCCGAAGCAGAGUUUGUGACGGGGAAGAGGCCCAACCAGGGCUCCAGUGACAACGUCUCAGGUAAAACAAGUUCCAGUCCUGCCAAGGCCAGCAACUGUGUGAUUUCGUGAGCUGCGGGCCAGCUGUCGGCAGGACCUGUGGAUGCCCCCAUCCUGUCCUGUGGAGACAGAGGUCAAACCCUGCACCAAUUUGCACAUCGGACGCCUACUGGCCUCCUGCCCCAGCAGCCUCCAUCCUGGCCUCAGGGACCCUGUAUCCCAGAUGUGAGGGUCUGCAGCAUCUCAAGACAAUCACACGCCUCCACAAGACUGUCGUGGCCGGGCAGGGGGUCACCCUUUGUUUACAUGAAGUGGAAGCUUGACUAGUGUCCGCUCUCCUUUAUGCCCAGCCCCCUCCCUCCACUGGGCCAGCCUUGCCCUGCAGGCCCCCAGGUGGUGUGAGUCCAUGUCUUUAUACCUUAAUGUGAUGGGGUCUCCGGGGCAGCCCCAGCCCCCUGGCUUCUCCUUCCCUGGGUUUCCUGGUGCUGCUGGUCCCCCAAGAGGUUUGGUGGAACACAUGGGACGAGGACAGGGCUCUGAGCCCGGGAUCCAGUCUUGCUUGAGCUUCUGAACUCAAGGUGGAAGAUGCAGCGAGGACGGCUCAGGGCUGGCUGCUGUGGCCUUCCUGGCCUGUCCCUCAGGCUCCUGCAGUAGACUCUGAAUGGAAUGAGGGCGUAAUUUGACCCUGCCAUUUUGAGAGCCCUUGUGCUGAGGCCUCCUUUCCCUCCCCCAGCACCAUCCUGGCAGGCUGUGUCCUGAGUGGUCCGGGCCUCCUCGGCUAGUGCCUGCUGCAAGCCCAUCUGGCACUUCUGCUAGUGCCUUUACCUGAGGUGGCUCCCUCCCGCUUUUUGCCUUGAUCUGCAGCCCAAAGUAGGGAGAGAGAGAGCCUGGCUGAUGUUCCGGUGGUGCUGGAGGCUGGGCCCUGUCACCAGGAGCGCUGGCCCUCCUCCCACCCCAGAGAUGGCCCUCAGUCCCUUCACCAGCUGGGACUUACGUGCCUUCUCUAGUUAUAUGUCAGCCAAAGACCAGCCUUGGCCUCCUGCCAAAGUCAGACUGUAUUGAGGAGCCUCAGCCUCCCUGGCUUCUUAGGGACCUGGCCUAAUAAUCGCCAUGAUGCCAGGCCAGGAAGACCACCUGAAAAUCGCACACCACCCCCUCUUCAUGCAUGUGACUGAGAGGACCUGCGGAGGGAGUUCUUGAAUGGACAACAGAGAAACUGCCAAACCGCAGGCUCUGUGGCUGGCCUUGCUUCCGGCCGGGUGCUGGAGGCCUGGAGAGCCGAGGGCUGCAGUGCCUGAGAAAGCACUACGCUCAGCCUCUCUCAGCCUCCUACUUCUGAGCCAAACUCUCGUCCUCACAUCUUUCCUUCUGCAAAACCCUGGGGCACCAGCAGCCCCUUGGGGAGGGAGCAAGGGGGGCACCGAGCAUCCUGCGAGGAGCCUGGCCUCCCCGGUGGGUGGUGGGAGCGGCAGGGGAAGGAAGGGUGCACCUGGUUCUUGGGGGGUGAGGGACCCUGACCCACCUCCA
Messenger RNA from Eubalaena glacialis (North Atlantic right whale), 3018 nucleotides. It is a transcript of the gene SACK1F, whose product is annotated as family with sequence similarity 83 member F. Lineage: Eukaryota; Metazoa; Chordata; Mammalia; Artiodactyla; Balaenidae. The transcript is spliced from 5 exons. Bases 31 to 1563 code for a protein of 510 amino acids. The record is from RefSeq and is a predicted model, not a curated record.